Molecule: messenger RNA, 925 nt
Organism: Triticum dicoccoides
Lineage: Eukaryota; Viridiplantae; Streptophyta; Magnoliopsida; Poales; Poaceae
Product: probable glutathione S-transferase GSTF1
Exons: 4
Coding region: 98-781 (227 amino acids)
Biological process (GO): glutathione metabolic process
Cellular component (GO): cytoplasm
Molecular function (GO): glutathione binding; glutathione transferase activity
Source: RefSeq, a predicted model, not a curated record
UCCUGUACAGUCCGAUACUUAUAGGCAUCAGAAACAGAGCUGCUUUCAAAAAAAAAAAAACAGAGCCAGCUAAAUUACCGCAGAGAGAGAGCCAGACAUGGGCGGUGCCGUGAAGGUGUACGGGGUGGGGGCGUCUCCGUUCGUGGCGACGGUGCUCUUGUGCCUGGAGGAGACGGGCGCAGACUACGAGCUCGUCCCCCUCGACAUGGCGGCGCGUGAGCAGAGGGCCGAGCCACACCUCUCCCGAAACCCUUUCGGGAAGAUCCCAGUGUUAGAGGACGGAGAGCUGACUCUCUUCGAAUCGCGCGCGAUUUCUCGGUACGUGCUCCGCAAGUACGGAGGCACCAACCCCACCACCGAUCUUCUAAGGGAAUCCAGCCUCGAGGAAUCAGCCAUGGUGGACGUGUGGACGGAGGUGGAGGCCCACCAGUACCAGCCGGCCAUCGAACACAUCGUCCAGCAGUGCGUCAUCCUGCCGUUCAUCGGCGGCGCGCGAGACCAGGCCGUUGUCGACGAUAACGUGGGGAAGCUGAAGAAGGUCCUGGACGUGCAUGAGGCGCGGCUGUCGACGCACGCGUACCUCGCCGGAGAUUUCUUCAGCCUCGCCGACCUCGUCCACUUCGGUAUCACCUACUACCUGGUGGCCGGAACCGAGUACGCCACGUUGCUGGAGUCGCGCGCGAACGUGUGGGCGUGGUGCGGGCGGAUCAUGGCCAGGCCGUCGGUCAAGAAGGUGGCGCCGUUAAUCCAGCUCUGGUUGAAGCCAUCUUCGUCUGCUUAAAUUCAAUAUCGUAAAUUCGUAUGUGUAUCUUCAUUGAUUAAUCUGCUGCGACUAGCUACCUCAAAUUCAGGAUACCUUCGCUCUUACGAAGGAACAUUCUGUUUCCACAUUCCUAAUCGCAAGUACAAUAAGUCUAAUCGAGCA